This is a messenger RNA of Nezara viridula (southern green stink bug), 3374 nucleotides long. The record is from the annotation of a GenBank genome assembly. NCBI's taxonomy places the organism in Eukaryota, Metazoa, Arthropoda, Insecta, Hemiptera, Pentatomidae.
CAUAGUGGCUCUGUCUCUCAUCGCACAAGGUUGAAUUAUUAACCCUAUCUCCCAUUGUUAAGGGUUUCUCUGGAUUGUACAAGUCAUUACUCAAAUAAAUUUAGCUGUUGUUAGUAUAGAAAUGAGUGUUAACUGGGUGUGGAAAAUUUCAAGACCCAAACAUUAUUGACAAACUCAUUUCAUCAUAUAUUAGGAAUAUAAUUUGUGUUAGCCAUGUCACUUCGAAAGCUAGUUGAAGGGGAGUGUGGAGGUACUAAUUCUUUAGUUAGCCUCUCUUCUCAUUUUGUACAAGAUAGAGGGUUGAAAGAUGAAGGGUUUCACAGCUUUCCUCACCAGGAUAGUUUGCCAAACACUAAUGUCGAUCAGCUGGUGCACGAGUUUUUUGAAGAAACUAGUCAUUCCGCUCAGCCAUUUAGGAUGGAUUCCUUGUUGGCAGAGAUGAGGGAUUUGGAAAGUCGGGGAGCUGGGCCAGUGAGAUCUGCACCAAUAUCUCAACUUGCGAUUGAAGGAGAUGUCCAGGAAUGGGCUCAGCAGUACCUUGAGUCAGGAAAAAGUUUCCAGGAAAUUACUGGCGAUGGAAUAUGGUCUCAUGAAGACAGGCCAGACCCUUUCGAUUCAGCGUCUUUAGACUAUGACUUAGGUUUUGGGCCUAGGUGGGCCGAUGAUUAUUUGCAAAGAACUCGAACUCAGUCUUUGGAUGAAGCAGUUCCUUUGCCAGACUUGUCUAACUCUGAAGAGUACAAAGUCGAAGAAGAUAUUGCUGCCACUGCUGGUGAAAUUCUGACUAACACCGCCUUGGAUCCAAGGUUUUCAUAUUCCAAGUUUAUGAAAUUCAUGAAGCAAAUAGAGGAUCGUGAAGUCACCGUUGGGAAAGAUGGUAAAUUAAAUCCUACCGAGGCGAAAACAGCAGCUGGUCAUUGGAGCCUUGAAUUUCAAAAUGAUCCGGAAUAUGAAAAAACUACAAAGUGGUCAGAACAGUUUGAAAAAGAACAGGAAACAUCAGCUAAGUGGACAGAACAGUUCUUGAAAUCUGAAGUUUUAGGAAUGAAUGCAACUUCAGAGGAACCAUUUAAUAAACAGCUUUGGGACAAACUGACAGAGCAGUGGAAGAAUAUUAGUCCUACUUUAGCUGAAACCCAGUCUUGGGAUUCUGAGUUCAAUGAUUUUUCAACUGAAUUUAAAGAAUACAACUUUGCCAAAGAAAAUCCUUUGACAAAUACAGAUAAUCCUUUGGCAGAAGGACAGAGAAGGUUAGCGGCCGGGGAUCUACCAAGUGCUGUUCUUUGUUUCGAAGUUGCUGCUCAGCAAGAGCCAGAAAACCCUCUGGCAUGGCAGCUACUUGGGACAACUCAAGCAGAAAAUGAACAGGACCCUCAAGCAAUUGCAGCCUUGAAAAAAUGCCUUCAACUGCAACCGAAUAACCUUACGGCUUUGAUGGCGUUGAGUGUCUGUUAUACUAAUGAAAAUUUUCAAAAUCAAGCUUGUAGAGCAUUAAAGGAAUGGCUUCGUAUGAAUCCUAAAUAUUCUGAUAUAGUUCCAAGUGAUGAACAACAGUCACAAAAAUUUCCUGGUGUUUCCUCAUUUCUUUCAAGAGAAAUGUAUAACAUGACGAAAGAGAUGUUCUUGGAAGCAGCUAGAAGAAACCCUCUAGAUUUAGAUCCUGAUGUUCAAUGCGGCCUGGGAGUUCUGUUCAACAUUUCAUCAGAAAUCGAUCUAGCUGUGGAUUGUUUUAAAGCAGCACUUCAAGCUAGGCCCAAUGAUGCAUCUCUAUGGAAUCGACUAGGAGCUACCCUUGCAAAUGGAGAUAGGUCAGAGGAAGCAGUUGAUGCUUACCGAAGUGCUCUCCAACUUCAACCUGGCUUUAUUAGGGCUAGGUAUAACCUCGGCAUUACUUGUGUCCACUUAGGAGCGUAUAGGGAGGCAGCAGAACAUUUGUUAACUGCAUUAAAGCAGCAAUCAAUAGGGCGUGGACCUCAAGGGGGUGAAACCAAGGCAUCGAUGUCUGACACUAUAUGGAAUACUCUAAAACUUGUUUGCGCUUUGUUGGAAAGGUCGGAUUUAAUGGAUGACAUAAAUGAGAGGAAUCUGUCAAAACUCAAUGAAGUAUUUGGAAUCGAGUAAAGAACAAAGAGUAGAGAGCAAACCUCAAUCCAUGUGUUAAAUAGUAAAUCCAGUUAAAAGCUGUUGUAAUUGACCAUGCUGAAUAUUAUGUAAAGGUGUGAGAUCAGGUGUAUUAGCUGAUUACUACAAGUCUAUACCAUUUGACAUUGUAUAAAGUUAAAAAGCUCUCUUAAUUUUUAAUUUAAAAUAUUUUUUUGGUUCGAUACCACUUAAUAAAGUAUGAAGCCAGUCCUCCAUUUUCAGCAAGAGUUGGAAGCUUUUGGAUAAAAGAAAGUAUAAGAAGGAAUAUGAACAUAAUCUAAAAUGAAAUCCUUCUUUCUUUAUAAUGGAGGUCUCAUUUUGAAGGCUUCUCCACUAUGGAUGUGCCCAUUCGGCAUGGUAUAUAACCCUAUUGCUCAUAUUUUAUUCGCCUCAGCCAAAUAAUGCCUAAUCAUAGUUAUUUGGUUAGGGCUUGGUGGUUUGGCGGGAGACCUAUUUGAGAGUUGAAGUGGCAGUGAUGUGGAGUGACUGACCUGGCUCAAGAUUUAAUUAUUUGUAUUCUAUUGUUGCUUACAGGUGUAAUUUAGUAAUUUAUUGUCAGGUAAUUAACUAACAAAUCCUUAGGAUUUAAGUAUAUUAUUUGAUGUCCAUUCAUAACUAUUGAGACGUAUUAUAUAUGGACGUAUUAAGACAUGGUUGUCUGAAAUUCAUUUUUCAUAUCCUUCAUUAUAAACCAUAGGAGGUUCCUUUUAUUGAAAGGACUGCAAACUAUCUUUCUCUUAAAGAAUUUUAAGUGUUCGCGAGACUAAAUUACUUCUAAAAGUUUUAUAUUGACUUUAUUUCUGCUUUUUUUUUUUAAAAAUGAAUUUCACUAUCAAUUUAAUGCAAUAAUAAUUAAAUAACGCAUGUAAGCAACACUGAAUGCCAGGAGAGGUCUAUUGAAGAAAAUAUUCUGGUAUGUUUUAUUUGUAUAUGUUGUUAUAUUGGCCUUAAUGAAGUAAAUCAAUUGAUGAUUGAUUACCCUGAUCAUAUUAGUUAUCGCUUCAUUGUUAUUCCUAACUGUAUUUGUUUUAUGUAUUCAUUUCAAAAGAACAUUUUUUAAAAUGGAAUAACAAUUAAUAUAUUUUUUUUAUCCUGUCUAGAUUUUUGUAUUUUAAUGUAUUUUUUUUUAUAUAAAAAAAUAUGAAAAUCCAUAUUUUAAAUGCUGUAUAUUUUAGAAUUCUUAUAUAUGUUUUAGAAUUCUCGAAAGUUGAGUAUUUCUGGUUAUAAUUGGG